UUUCACAUGUAGACGGCGUUGCGGAUUGAAAUCAACUCGUGUUCCAUUCUUUUUUGUUAAGCGUGUUGGUUGCACUUGAUUUGACAUUUUUCAAUCAUGUUUGCAAAACAUUGUAUCAAGUGUGAAAAUUAAACGUCAAAUUGCCGGACGGCCUCAACAUGGCUGAGAGUAAUAUUCAUCUCGGUGGAAACUCCGGAGAACAGCAAAUGGCCAAACCGCUGCAUAUUCAACGCUUGGAAGCAGCCCUCGAUAUGCGUCCAUUUUUGUCGUACGCGAAGAAAAUGUUAUCGAAAUCUCUGACCAGCAGCGACGAUGAAGAUGAUGACGAUUCCAGUGACGAUUCCGAUUCGGAUUCUUCCAACGGAAAUAUCCGGAACUAUCGCAAGUUGGCGUACGGCUUCAAAGUGUCGAAGCAGGAGCGGAAUGAAGACAAGCGCUAUUUGUACAACUUGACAUCCGUUGGUCCGGAACGGUUGUGGAUUCAAAAUCUUCUGCUAUCCGAUACCGAGACAGAGAGUGAGAUCUCCGACGAGGAUGAUUAUAUAAAAGAAAUGUUAAAGAAUCAUCUGAGGGACAAAAAGUAUCGCGGGAAAUAUUACAGCACUAUGAAUAAUUCCCAAUACGGUUAUUAUGGAGCUGGGCUUUUGUCCAAUUAUGACAUGUUCAUCGAACAUCAGCGAUCAAUAGUUGGCGUCCGGAAGCGCAAAAUUAAACGAGAGAAGAAGAUGGGAAAAUUAAAACCUGGACGAAAAAAAGCUGUCAAAAACGAAACGGAGGAUCGCAUUUCUGAUCUGGGUGACAUCGACUGGGAGGAGCAGUUAGCAGCCUUGAAGAAUGACAAUGAUGACGACAUCGAUUCUAAGCCCACCAGCCCAGCGGGCACGAAAUCGAAACGUGGGCGAAAAUCGGCCGUCAAAACGCCGGAAAUGAUGGCGGCCAGACGACGCAAGAUGUGGCAGCUGAUGGCCAAGAAAGAGCUCGGUAAAGUGCAGCGCGCCAAGGUCAACAAUCACAAGGAUAUGGUCACCAACUGUCGGCGGGUUGCAUCCUUGUGUAUGAAAGUUUCUCGCCAGAAAGCGAUGCAAUCGCAAAAAAUAAUGAAAGAAACCAUUUGGAAGGCCAAACGGCUGACCCGUGAAAUGCAGGGGUACUGGAAGCGGUACGAUCGAGUGGAACGGGAAACAAGGCGGCGUAUGGAAAAGGAAGCUGAAGAGCAACGCAAGAUCGACGUCGAAAUGGUUGAGGCGAAACGUCAGCAGCGCAAACUUAACUUCCUCAUAACCCAAACGGAACUGUAUGCCCAUUUCAUGUCAAAAAAAUUGGGAAAUGUGUCGAAAGAGGAGCAAUUGAAAAUCCUAUCCCAGCUUGAUGAAGAGUCUAACCCCAGACUGUCAGCCAUUGAUAAUUAUGAUAGCGAGUUAAUGAAGCAUCAAGCCCACAAGAACGCAGUGGAUGCCUUCAACAGUGAGCGAGCUCGUAAGCAACAAUUUGAUAAUGCUGUCCAACAGCACGUCCCAGUUAAUCAGAAAGUAGAUGAAUCAGGCAUGAUAAUUGAUUUGCCGCAACCGGGAAUAUUCCGAGGGUGUUUAAAAGGUUAUCAACUGAAGGGUAUGACAUGGUUAGCAAAUCUCUACGAUCAAGGAAUCAGUGGAAUUCUUGCUGAUGAGAUGGGCCUUGGAAAAACAGUUCAGUCCAUAGCAUUUCUGUGUCACAUUGCGGAAAGCUAUGGAGUGUGGGGUCCGUUUCUUAUAAUUUCCCCAGCCUCAACACUGCACAAUUGGCAACAGGAAAUGGAGCGAUUUGUUCCGGAUUUCAACGUGGUUCCAUAUUGGGGUUCACCGAAUGAACGUAAAAUUCUCAGACAGUUCUGGGAACAGAAGGAUCUUCAUACGAAAGAUGCCAGUUUUCACGUGGUUAUCACCAGCUACCAAUUGGUUGUCUCGGACUACAAAUAUUUCAAUCGAAUCAAGUGGCAAUACAUGGUCCUUGACGAAGCGCAAGCGAUCAAAAGUUCUAGCUCGGUGCGUUGGAAGUUAUUGCUAGGAUUUAACUGCAGAAAUCGAUUGCUUCUGAGUGGUACCCCGAUUCAAAAUAGUAUGGCUGAGCUGUGGGCCCUGCUGCACUUCAUCAUGCCAACGUUGUUCGAUUCACACGAGGAGUUCAACGAAUGGUUCUCAAAGGAUAUCGAAAGUCACGCUGAGAACAAGACGGGUAUUGAUGAAAAGCAAAUCUCCCGCCUUCAUAUGAUACUUAAACCGUUCAUGUUGAGACGUAUCAAGAAAGAUGUUGAGAACGAGCUCUCUGACAAGAUAGAAAUAAUGGUCUACUGUCCGUUGACGACGCGCCAGAAGUUGCUUUACGUAGCGCUGAAGAAGAAAAUUCGGAUCGAGGACCUGCUUCACCUAACUGGGCACGGCACGGGCGAUGGACAUUCGUUCGAUAAAAAUUUCACGUCCAACCUGAUGAACUUGGUGAUGCAGUUUCGAAAGGUGUGCAAUCAUCCGGAAUUGUUCGAGCGUCGUGACGCCAAAAGUCCUUUUUUCUGCCGAACUGUGGAAUAUCCUAUUGCGCGAUUGGUUUUCAACGAGGCACUUUUGGGCAGAUCAUUACCGAGCAAAAGACAUCUUUUGUUCAACCGGUUUCAUGUGUUCAAAGGAGAAAAUGUCCAUCGAACUCUAUUCCAUAAUCGCGAUGGAUCAAAUGUAAAUUACAGCUGCAUAGAAGAUCUGGGCGUGAACAAUGCUUUUUCAUUCUCCAGGCUUUGCUCGCUGUCGCCGCUGGAAGUAGAGCGCUUGACCCUAGAAGGGCUGAUCUAUUUUGUCCAACAUAUACAACGAUGGCACCAACAUCUCAAACUAUUGCAUUAUCGAUGGGUCUGGUGGGAACAACAUUCCUCCAUCGAUUGCAUGUUGUUGGAACCAUCCUUUGAACGGUGGACGUCAAAAUUAUUUGCACCGUUUUACAAUGUGAUGACAGAUCUGAUUUUCACCGGUACCAGCCAAAACAGCAUCUACACCCACACUGAGCAUCGGAUAUGUCCCAUGCAGGAAACCAUGGAACAUCGUAUUCUGCGGAGUCGCAAAGCGCUGAAGCUAUCAGACAGCGAGCAGCAAAUGCUGAAGGCAAGUGCAAGUAUGAACUUCGAGGAUAUCGCUGAUAUUCCAUCAGGUUCGGCUAAAGAUAAACAUUCCGGAACAAAAGCAUCGGUGGCAAAUAUCCCUGUGCUUCCCGAGUUUAUCCACAGGUUACAGGCUGAGCAAACGUUAAAAUGCAAACAAACGGAAAUGCCCAAAUUUCUGUACAGUUUAAUCCCACGUGUUGUUAGCUCUGGGAGGAAAUAUUAUUGUGAAAGCCGCGAAGCUGCUUGGACUGCCAUCCGUCAUGAGCAUUGCGAAUCUGUUGAUGGGUUCCGUUUGGUCAAUCAAUCUCUCAGUUUGUCGUAUCCCAGCGCAUUUGGAUGGUCGAACAUCGUUAUUCCCGACAAGCAAACACUGGUUUCCGACGCAGGAAAGUUAGCGGUGUUAGAUUCUCUGCUUACACGCUUGAAAGCCCAGGGUCAUCGAGUGUUGAUUUAUUCACAAAUGACCAAAAUGAUUGAUUUGUUGGAGGAAUAUAUGUGGCAUAGGAAACAUCGUUAUAUGCGGUUAGAUGGUUCUAGUAAAAUAUCGGCUCGAAGAGACAUGGUUGCCGAUUUCCAAAAUCGUGCUGAUAUAUUUGUCUUCCUACUGUCAACUAGAGCUGGGGGGCUUGGUAUCAAUUUGACUGCUGCUGAUACGGUUAUUUUUUACGACUCAGAUUGGAACCCCACUGUCGAUCAACAAGCUAUGGAUCGCGCUCAUCGUCUUGGUCAAACGAAACAGGUUACUGUUUAUCGUUUGAUCUGCAAAGGGACGAUCGAAGAACGGAUAUUGCAGCGAGCACGAGAGAAAAGCGAGAUUCAACGAAUGGUCAUAAGUGGUGGAAAUUUUAAACCUGAUACUCUGAAACCAAAAGAAGUGGUUUCUCUUUUAUUGGAUGACGAGGAGAUCGAGUUAAAAUACCGACAAAAGACUGAGGAAAGGAAGUCCACGGCCGAAGAUCUUCCAAAGAACGAUAAGGAGCGGGAUCGAAAGCGAAAGCAGAAUGCCGCAUCUAGCAAGUUGGUUGAUCCGAAGAAGAAUAGAACGGAUGGGUUACUCGAUGCGUACGAUUUAGCCUUCUUGGAAUCUGGGGCGCCUAGCCCCGCCAUGAGUGAACAGUCGAACACAAGUGGCCACAUCAAAUUGUCGGAUGUCGGAAACCGCGGUGAUGAUUCUAGCAACGAUGAGCUUAUGGCUGAUUGUGACAGCACCAGUGGAUCUCACACCCCAGUGUUAUUUUCAACAUAUGAUGGACUUGGCAAGCAACGUAAGCGCCAUCAUCCACGUGGAACCAAACGCGGAAGACCACGUGGGUCUCGGCGCGGUGGUGGAACGGGAAGUGCCGGGCGGGUUGAGUCUAUCGGAGCAGCAACUGACAUUCCUUCUACAUCUGAUGCUCCGAUAAUACAGCAACUGCCGCAAGUGAAACGGGGCCCUGGUCGACCCCGACUGAAACCCAAUGGACCCAGCCAUCAAGGGUAUCGUAGCCACAGUAGAAGUGCUCCACGACCACGCAAACCAGUGGGUCCGCUGGUUGUACCCCUGGGCCAAAGCCCGGCGGCUACUCCGAUAGUUCAAAGCCCUGUUCUCAGUCCCUCGCAAAGCCCCGCGCGAGAUAGAAUGUCAAAUGUGCUAACAGUAGACGAGGAUAACUUUUAAUUUACCUAUGGUUUAAUGAAAAGAAAUGAUUUCUUUUUUAUUAUUGUGACUACAUUACAUAAUUAACAUACCAAUUAAAUACAUUGCAGUUUUAGCAUGUUGAA
Messenger RNA from Armigeres subalbatus, 4882 nucleotides. RefSeq names its product chromatin-remodeling ATPase INO80 (gene Ino80). The record is from RefSeq and is a predicted model, not a curated record. Gene Ontology annotation, biological process: chromatin remodeling; DNA repair. The transcript is spliced from 15 exons. Bases 159 to 4778 code for a protein of 1539 amino acids. Lineage: Eukaryota; Metazoa; Arthropoda; Insecta; Diptera; Culicidae. Gene Ontology annotation, molecular function: DNA binding; ATP-dependent chromatin remodeler activity; histone binding. Gene Ontology annotation, cellular component: Ino80 complex.